Penaeus vannamei (Pacific white shrimp) is the source of this 336-nucleotide messenger RNA. RefSeq names its product U1 small nuclear ribonucleoprotein 70 kDa-like. Lineage: Eukaryota; Metazoa; Arthropoda; Malacostraca; Decapoda; Penaeidae. The record is from RefSeq and is a predicted model, not a curated record.
AUGACAAUGGACAAAACAAGACGGGACAUGAACAAGGACAAAAACGGACAUGGGACAAAGGACAAAACAAGACGGGACAUGAACGAACAAAAACAAACGGACAUGAACAAGACAAACAAGACGGACAUGAACAAGACAAAACAAAGAACGGACAUGAACAAGGAACAAAACAAGACGGACAUGAAACAAGGACAAAACAAACGGGACAUGAACAAGGACAAAACAAGACGGGACCAUGAACAAGACAAAACAAGACGGGACAUGAACAAGGACAAACACGACAUGAAACAAGGACAAAACAAGGGACAUGAACAAGGACAAAACAAGACGGGAUGA